Betta splendens (Siamese fighting fish) is the source of this 1542-nucleotide messenger RNA. RefSeq names its product solute carrier family 25 member 17 (gene slc25a17). The coding region runs from base 480 to 1418 and encodes 312 amino acids. Gene Ontology annotation, cellular component: peroxisomal membrane. The transcript is spliced from 9 exons. Lineage: Eukaryota; Metazoa; Chordata; Actinopteri; Anabantiformes; Osphronemidae. Gene Ontology annotation, biological process: transmembrane transport. The record is from RefSeq and is a predicted model, not a curated record. Gene Ontology annotation, molecular function: coenzyme A transmembrane transporter activity; ATP transmembrane transporter activity; FAD transmembrane transporter activity.
GUUGUGUCAAUGUUAAAACAAAUGUCUACAAAUAAUUUAGUGCAGGUCAGAUAAAUGGAGGCAGAUUGUGCUCAGCUUGUGUUCAAAGGUUUCUUUUAAAUAUCUCAGCACAUGAGAAUUCAUGUGCAUCUUCAGGGAACGGUGUAUAAAAAUUUGAACAUAUUUUUUUUGUUACAUUUUCUCUAAUUUAGUUUUAUCCUCAGAAGGUUGAAUAAAUGUCAGGAGAAAAUAAAAUGUGCUCAUACAGAUUAUAUUCAUGUUAUGACCUUUGAAUGAUUUAGACUGCAGCAGCCAACUGGAGGACUUCAUUACCCAUGAUGCCUUUGGUGCCUCGUAGGAAAACGUUACCGGGCUACCAGGAAGUGCGGCGUCUUGAGUCCAAACAGCGGGAGGGAGUCCAACCUAUUCUGCCCCAACAACAGUGGCCAACGGCGUUUGUCGAUGGGUUAAUUUAACGCCGAGAAACAACAACAAUCGCGAUGAGCUCCGAGGUUUUUACGUACGAGAGUUUGGUCCACGCGGUGUCAGGAGCAGUGGGAAGUGUCACAGCAAUGACUGUAUUCUUCCCUCUGGACACUGCCAGGCUACGGCUUCAAGUGGAUGAAAACAGGAAAGCAAAGUCGACUCCAGCUGUUCUUGCAGACAUUAUCAAAGAGGAAGGACUUCUGGCUCCCUACAGAGGCUGGUUCCCAGUCAUCUGCAGCCUGUGCUGCUCCAACUUUGUCUACUUUUACUGCUUCCACAGCCUGAAGGCUGGCGGGCUGAAGGGAAAGCCGUCGGCUCCAAGCACCGACCUAAUAAUAGGCAUCGCAGCAGGUGUUGUGAACGUACUGCUGACCACUCCUCUGUGGGUGGUCAACACCAGACUGAAGCUUCAGGGCUCCAAGUUUCGUAACGCAGACAUCCAUCCCACCAACUACUCUGGCAUUCUGGAUGCAUUUGUUCAGAUUGCCCGAGAUGAGGGAGUGGGAGCUCUGUGGAAUGGGACCUUCCCCUCCCUGCUGCUGGUGCUGAACCCUGCCAUCCAGUUCAUGAUCUAUGAAGGCUUAAAGAGGCAGCUGAGGAGAGGGGUUCCCAGGGAGCUUUCGUCGUAUGAGGUGUUCAUUAUCGGCGCUUUGGCCAAAGCUGUGGCCACCACUGUUACCUACCCCCUACAGACCAUACAGUCCAUUCUCAGGUUUGGCCAGUUUAGAGAGGCGACAGACACGUCGAAGCUACUGUCCAGUCUCAGGACCAUCAAGUGUCUGCUGGUCAACAGAGUUAGGAAGGACGGCGUGGUGGGUCUGUUUAAGGGUCUGGAGGCCAAGCUGCUGCAGACGGUGCUGACUGCUGCGCUCAUGUUUCUUCUCUAUGAGAAGAUUGCCAGCUGCACCUUCAGAGCCAUGGGUUUAAGUACCAACCACUACAAGAGACGUUAGCACUUAAACAUUUGAUCACAGUAACGAACUAAUCACUCAUAACAAUAUACUGGAAAUGUGUAACAUUUCACUUGUGUCCAUGUCAAAUUCCCGUAACAUUAAAAUAAUUUUAAAAAAUGACAAA